UGUUGUCAGUCACUUUCCCAGUGAACAGACGGCAGCAGGAGGAGGAGCAGACACUGUAAUCCUCCCACUCCUCCCUCUCCUCCACCACCACCUCCUCCACCUCCACCACCCGUCUCCAAAAAAAGAAUCUUCAGGCAGGAAAAGAGAAAGAGAAAGAAGAGGAGGAGGAGGAGGAGAAAACCUCGCGGGACACUUCCUCUCCUUCUGGAUUUUAUAAAAAUCUUCAUCCACACCCAGACUGAUGCGCGCGGACACACGCAUCUGACUCCAUUUGUAGGUAUCAUCAUCAUCAUCAGCAGCAGCAGCAGUGGAUGGAGAUGCGCUGAGAAGGCGGAGGAGGAGGAAUUAUGAUGAUGAUGAUGGUGGUGGUGAUAUAGCAGGUGCUGCAGGCUCGUGCCGCAUUAUUGCCUGUCCGCCGCCAGCGACGCCGAGGAGAGAGGUGAUGGUGUCGUCGUCGUCAUUGUGCCACAGAGGAGGAUGAGGAUGAUGAUGAUGAGGAUGAUGGAGGGACGAAGAAGAAGCGGCUGUCUGAGCUCAGGCCGCCCGGAUCAGCAGGUUGGACGCGCAGCCUGAAAGAAAAACUAAACCAAAACCAAACCAAAAAAAAGGAAAAGUAAAAAAUUAGGUGGAAGUGGAUUUUUUUUUUUUUGCAGGUGUGUAAAAGUGAAGAUGUUUCACAGGAGCAUCAGCAGCAGAGUGUGUGUCAGUUCAGGGUGGAUUACAGAGCAUCAGCAGCAGCAUCAGCAUCAGCAGCAGCAGAAUCAGCAUCAGCAUCAUCAGGAGCAUCAGGCGCAUCAGGCCUCCAUCUGAAGUGAUCAGGAAACCUCUCUCUCAUACUCUUUACUUCUUCUCAUCGUUGCCUGUGGAAGCAGAAGAUGACUCACCUGCAGGCCGGUCUCUCUCCAGAGACGCUGGAGAAGGCCAAGGUGGAGCUCAAGGAAAACCCGGAGACCCUGCACCAGGACAUCCAGGAGGUCCGGGACAUGAUCAUCACGCGGCCGGACAUCGGGUUCCUCAGGACGGACGACGCCUUCAUCCUCAGGUUCCUCCGGGCGAGGAAGUUCAACCACUUUGAGGCAUUCCGCCUGCUGGCCCAGUACUUUGAGUACCGGCAGCAGAACCUGGACAUGUUCAAGAACCUGAAGGCCACAGACCCGGGGAUCAAGCAGGCACUGAAGGACGGGUUCCCCGGUGUCCUCUCCAACAUGGACAGACACGGCAGGAAAAUACUUGUCCUGUUUGCAGCAAACUGGGACCAGAGCAGAUACACGUUUGUGGACAUACUGCGAGCCAUCCUCCUCUCACUGGAGUCUAUGAUCGAGGAUCCCGAGCUGCAGGUCAACGGCUUCAUCCUCAUCAUCGACUGGAGCAACUUCACCUUCAAGCAGGCGUCAAAGCUGACGCCCAGCAUGUUGCGACUUGCCAUCGAGGGGCUGCAGGACAGUUUUCCUGCCAGAUUUGGAGGAAUUCACUUUGUGAACCAGCCGUGGUACAUCCACGCUCUCUACACCGUCAUACGACCCUUCCUCAAAGACAAGACCAGGAAGAGGAUCUUCAUGCACGGUAACAACCUGAACAGCCUCCACCAGCUCAUCCACCCCGAGAUCCUGCCGUCAGAGCUCGGUGGAAUGAUGCCGCCGUACGACAUGGGCACGUGGGCGCGAGCGCUGCUGGACCAUGCCUACGACGAGGAGACGGACUACUGUCCGGAGUCCUACACGCUGUCUGUACAAGACCUGGAGAGAGACCUGGAGAAAAACAUGUCCCCGAAAACCAUGAAGAGGUCUCAGUCGGUGGUCGAGCCCGGCGUCCUGAAACGACCAGACAAAGUCAAGAGCGAGGAGGACAACAUGCAGCCGCUGCUGUCGCUGGACUAAACCAUCCCCGAAAUCCCCAAUCCAAUCAGUAUUUACACACACACAUUAACUCUCCUGUGGAUUUUUGUGUGUGCACACACUGUCGGCGACACACACUCCACUCCUGAAAAGGCGAACGCUGCUGCUGCUGGAUUCUCGUUUCUUCCACAAUUUCAGAAAGGAACUUAUGUGAAGCAGACAAAUUGGACAAGUGGGACGUUUCCUCAGACUGAAGGGGCUUCUAAUGGUGUUCUUGCUAUAUAUAUUUAUUUAUUUUGAUUAUUUGUCAAGUGCCAAUUGAAAAAAGACAAAACAAAACUGUAAAUUAACAUCUUUAAAUAGUCCAGCAGGAGCGAGGAGGCGUCAGGUCGAAGACGUCCACAGAGAACUGUGAAGGUGCCACAUACUGAAUGUGUGAAAGCACCAUUUCCUGCAGUUGUGAAGUGUGCGGUCGAGGAUGGAUGUGGAAACCUGG
This is a messenger RNA of Solea solea (common sole), 2331 nucleotides long. RefSeq names its product clavesin 2 (gene clvs2). The coding region runs from base 876 to 1877 and encodes 333 amino acids. Gene Ontology annotation, molecular function: phosphatidylinositol bisphosphate binding. The record is from RefSeq and is a predicted model, not a curated record. The transcript is spliced from 5 exons. Lineage: Eukaryota; Metazoa; Chordata; Actinopteri; Pleuronectiformes; Soleidae. Gene Ontology annotation, cellular component: membrane.